This is a messenger RNA of Arabidopsis arenosa, 1150 nucleotides long. NCBI's taxonomy places the organism in Eukaryota, Viridiplantae, Streptophyta, Magnoliopsida, Brassicales, Brassicaceae. The record is from the annotation of a GenBank genome assembly.
UCUUUCUCUGGCGGCAACCAUGGUGGAUUGGGCAACACUUCCGAAUGAUAUGUUAGUUUUGAUUUCAAAAUCUCUAGAAUCUUCCUUUGAUCUCGUCAAAUUCCGAUCCGUAUGCUCUUCAUGGAGAAAGGCAGCCGCCGAGCCGAAACGCCGCCUUCUCCCGUUACAGGACUUUCCGAUCACCCCCGGUAAUGGUGGCAGCCUCUUCCCUGAUUCCGCCUUAGGCUUUCGCCUCUCGCAGCGGAUUAUCUUACUUAUCAAGCCUCAUCAUGAACAGGCGGAUUCGAUUAAACGGUUGUCAAAUGUGUCUGGGAAAUUAGCUGUGUUUACUUCUUGGGAUCAAGCAUGGACUGUGAUCAAUGAAGAUGGUUGUUUUUGUGAUGUGAUUUUGUUCCAUGGAUGUUUCUUCGCCGUCGAGGAUGAUGGGAGGACUGUGGUUGUUGAUUUUUCUUCUAUGAAAUUGACAAUGGUCGCAAGUCCUGUGUUUGGUGGUGAGAAGAAGGUUUUGGUUGAAUCCUGUGGUGACUUGUUGCUUGUCGAUAUGUACUUGGGCAUAAAAUUUGAUGCAAUAUCUCUUUGGAACUUCGAGGAAGAGGAUUACAUGGAGCACAAUGGGGUUUUUGGUAAUGAGAUAACACACAAAAUCAAAGUCUUUAAACUUGUGGAAAGAGAGAAGAGUUGGGUUGAGGUUAAGGAUCUUGGGGAUAAAAUAUUGUUCCUUGGUGAUGAAUCCACAUUUUCAGCUUCAGCUUCUGAUAUCUUACCUCUUUAUGGAGGAAGUGUGUUUUUUCACGGUUUCGUCUUUGAUUGGGAAGACUUGGACACGAUGGAUUAUAAAGAUUUGGGAGUGUGUGAAUUUACGUCUGGGGAAAUAAAAAUAGUGCGCCAACACCCUGAAUAUGCCAAGCUGUUUUGGCCUCCGCCUCCCUGGAUUACUUCUCCUAAGGUCAGUGAUUUCCAUUCUCUCAUACUGUUUUUCUAGUAGCGUUUGCAUAUUUUUGUGUAUACAAAACCUUACAAUUUCAUCUAGUGGCUAUGGAAACUCAGCGACAUUAUCCUUGUAUCAGUUAAUUUAUCUCCUCAUCUAUGACAUAGUCUCUGAAAACGCAUUUGGUUUCUUGUUAGUUUCAUGACCGCUGGUUGUCCCUAA